AAAUAUUUCACUAAGAAUCACAUGCUUUAUGAGCGUAAUCAGGAAACCAACAGACUGGAAUACCUGAUUCCAAAAGGGACAUCUUUAAGGCAUCGUUUGCCUAUGGGAGAUCAGGUUUUUAUUGAUUUUGUUGCUCAUUUGCUUGAGAUAAACCCAAAAAAGUGGCCUACUGCAUCUGAGGCUCUAAAGCACCCAUGGUUAUCAUAUCCAUAUGAGCCAAUAUUAGCUUGAUUUGUUUGAAGAUGACACGCUACAGCUGUCCUUGUACGCCUUCAGUCAAGUGUCUUGUUGACAGGGAAAGCCAUUCCUUUCCCCUACAAAGAGCUUUUGUUCAUUGACAAAAAUGCAAUGGUCUUUUCUCGGCAAGGGUCAAGUUGUAUUUAAGUCUAGCAUUAUGAAAUGAUUUAAUCAUGGGUAGCACAAUGUAUUCUUGAGGUCUCCUUCAUUUCAACAUAAUAUGGUGGAAGAGGGAUUGUAAUCCUGUUGUACAUGAUGUGUGAUAAUUCAAUUUUAUAGCUACUUUAGUAGCUAUAUUACAGUGUGUGAAAGACUUGGAUAUCCAAUUUUAGUUGGCUUGUAAUAUGAGUUGUGUGCGCAUCAAAGUUUGGAGCAAGGCAAGCACUUUCGGUGUUUUGAUUUUGCAGCAUGGCACGGUUACAAUGGAUAAAGCUUUUGGUAGAAA
This is a messenger RNA of Rubroshorea leprosula, 682 nucleotides long. The record is from the annotation of a GenBank genome assembly. Lineage: Eukaryota; Viridiplantae; Streptophyta; Magnoliopsida; Malvales; Dipterocarpaceae.